GUACAUACCUUUUUCACAGUUCGCAAAUCAAGUUUCAACUCGGUGGGAUGCAAACUGACUGAAGUGUCUGCUGCUGUUCUAGAGAGCUUAGCCAUCAAAUUGGAGCACAAACACAAGGUGUGUGAGCUGUCUGUUCAGGAGAAAGGUGCUAUAGCUUUAUUGCAGCAGGUAAACACAGUCUCAGCUUGCAUUCCUGGCUCACAUGCAUUGAAGAUUUAUGUGCGAAAUGAGAUACGGAGCUAUUUUAGUUAUUUUGGUUUGCCUCACCUCUCUUUUACCUUUAAUCCAAGUGCGGUGCACAGUCCUGUGUUUCAGGUGAUGUAUGGCGACCACACUGUUGAUCUCUCACAACAAUUUCUGAGUUUGGUAUGUGGAUGUGAACGUGCAUUGCACCUGGCUCAGGACCCUGUGGCUGCAGCUGACUUCUUCGAAUUCAUGUGGUGUACUUGUUUUGAGCAUCUUCUGGGGUGGGAUUUUGAAAAGCAACAAUCCUCUAUAAAAGGAGGUCUCUUUGGCCGCAUCCGAGCUUUUUAUGGUUCAUCUGAA
Suillus bovinus is the source of this 546-nucleotide messenger RNA. RefSeq lists its product as uncharacterized. The record is from RefSeq and is a predicted model, not a curated record. The annotation marks the transcript as partial. The transcript has a single exon. NCBI's taxonomy places the organism in Eukaryota, Fungi, Basidiomycota, Agaricomycetes, Boletales, Suillaceae.